Plasmodium knowlesi strain H is the source of this 2541-nucleotide messenger RNA. RefSeq names its product Glucose inhibited division protein A-like. NCBI's taxonomy places the organism in Eukaryota, Apicomplexa, Aconoidasida, Haemosporida, Plasmodiidae. The coding region runs from base 1 to 2541 and encodes 846 amino acids. The record is from RefSeq and is a predicted model, not a curated record. Gene Ontology annotation, biological process: tRNA methylation; tRNA wobble uridine modification. The transcript is spliced from 3 exons. Gene Ontology annotation, molecular function: flavin adenine dinucleotide binding.
AUGUCCACGAAAUCGUUCCCUUUAAUUGUCAUACGGAAGGUGUGCUAUGUAGUUAUGCUAGUCGCUGUUCAGCUCACCACACCCUGUAGAACAUACCGCUUGGAUGAUAGACGCCUCUUUUUGGGAUGGCCCCACUCUCGGAAGCGCGCUCCUCCCCGAAGUUGCCCCCGGGUAAACAUGCUGAACGAAAAAUGUAACUGCAAAGAGUUAGACAAGAAGUAUGACGUUAUAGUCAUAGGGGGAGGACACAGUGGCUGUGAGGCCAGUCACAUAAGUGCAAAAUUGAGAGCGAAAACUUUACUAAUAACUCAGUGUAAAGAUAGCAUUGGCGAAAUGUCCUGCAACCCAUCCAUAGGAGGAAUUGGCAAAGGAAUUCUCGUUAAAGAAAUCGAUGCGUUAGGUGGACUCAUGGGGAAAGCCAUAGAUAAAAGUGGUAUACAUUUUAAAAUAUUAAAUAUAAGAAAAGGCUUAGCUGUUAGGGGGCAUAGAGCGCAAGCGGAUAGAGAUUUAUACAACUAUCACAUGAAGGAGUAUAUGCAUGACACGAAAAAUUUGCACAUCUUAGAGAGCACAGUACAAUCCCUGUUAAUUGAAAACUGCACAAGUGGUGAUUCCCCCCUCAGUGGAAGGCGCGUCUACGGAGUGAAAAAUAAAUGUGCAUGUGAAUUUUACGCGAACAGUGUGGUCCUCACCACGGGAACCUUUCUGGGUGGCGUGUGUCACAUAGGUAAGGAGAAGUACCACGGGGGGAGGAUCAAGCGCAUUUCCAGGGGGAUGCACUGGAAACGGGGGGUACAAAAUGGGGAAAUGUCUCCCACUGGAAUAAGCACUGUUGGGGUGAGCCCCCCACACGAAUGUUCUAUAGCCAAAUGCAUCCCCCCCCAUAGUGACGGAAUAGUGUACACCACGCAUGACAAGCUACAAAAAGAGAGCAAGACCAUUUUUGACCAAUUGGUGGAAUCAUCUACGCAAAGUAUUUCGAACCAGUUGAGGGAACAUCGGUUUGAGAUAAAGAGGAUGAAGACGGGAACGCCGCCGAGGUUACACAUCAGUAGUAUUGACUUCACCUCUCUGGAAAGGGAAGAUAGUGAAAGAGAAAACCCAUUUUAUUUCUCCUUCUUAAACAGCAAUAAGAUUAAUAAGAACAAAACCUUACCCUGUUACAAAACGUACACGAAUGAAAGAACCCACGAGUUGGUUAGAACCCAUUUGAACGAGUUACCUGAUUUCGAUUGCUACGAUAAACUGGGCAAUGGACCAAGAUACUGUCCCUCAAUAGCAAAGAAAGUAACAAAAUUUUCCGAAAAGAAUAAACACGUAAUCUGGUUAGAACCCGAAGGAUUUCACAACGUGCUCAUCUACCCAAACGGUUUAAGUUCUGCCUUCCCCAUAAACACACAGAAGGAGAUUGUAAAUUCUAUCAGAGGAUUAGAAAAUGCAGAAAUUGUUUUCCCUGCUUAUGAUGUCGAAUAUUAUUACGUCAAUCCAAAGUGUUUGAAUUAUACAUUAGAGACGAAGAAUAUCAAGGGUCUAUUUCUCGCGGGACAAAUUUGUGGCACAACCGGAUAUGAAGAAGCAGCUUGCCAAGGAAUUGUCGCAGGAAUUAAUGCUGCAAUAAAUUCCCGUAGUAAUGAUGAAGAAAGGAAGGAGCAAUUAAUUUUGAAAAGAAGUGAAAGCUAUAUAGGGGUUCUCAUUCACGAUUUGAUAAACAAAGGUAUAACGGAGCCUUAUAGAAUGUUUACUUCUAGGGCUGAGUACAGACUGUACCUGAGACCAGACAACUGCGACAUCAGACUUACACCCAUAGCACAUAAGUUGGGAAUUGUAUCCGACGAGAGGAUGUAUAUACUGAGGCAGAAAUAUGCCUCCGUCAAUAGACUCAUUUUUCUCUUUAAGAAGUUACAGUUGAGUAGUUCCUACGAAGGAGAAAAAAAAAAUUCAAGUGAUUCAUGUGGUACAGAUGCAGAGCAUAUUUUUGUAAAGAAUUCCGUUGAGGCAUUUCAAACUGAUGCUAAAAAGAAUGCCCAUCUAGAAUUCACCUCUCGGAAAGGAAACAUAAAUACCUUAUAUACAAUUUUCAGAAGUGGAGUUGAAUACCCUCUCCAUAUUUUGCUUAAAAAAAUACAGGAGGUACAAGGUUGGAAUGAACUACAAAGCUCACUUUUGCCUGAACAAAAUAACAUUGCAAUUUAUAUGGAUAAAAUGAAACACUGCGGAUUGUCUCUUGACGAGAAUUAUGACCUGCUUCUGAACUGUGCCACCCUGGAAACUGCCUGUGCGGAGGUUAAAUACUCUCCCUACUUGACUAAACAGAUCAGAGAGGUAGACAAGAUUAGGGAUAGCUUUGACUUGGUCAUCCCGCCUGAUGUCACCUACGACAGGCUUAACUUUCCCUACUUGUCCAACGAAGAAAUUGAAAAAUUGAAUAAAUUCAGACCGCGCACUUUGCACGAUGCCAACCGGAUUGAAGGCGUGACCAUGAGCGCCAUUUAUUAUUUGUAUUACUACAUAAAAGGCGAGAAAAAUAAGGUUAAAAGAUAG